CUUAUGCUGCGUCUUGGAGGGAAAACGCGUUCUCCUUUCCUAUUUGCAGAAGCCCAAAUACAAGUGGUGCCAAGACUAGGUCUAAGCCCGUCGAGAAACCUAAACCUAAACUGUCAUCUCCGUCUAAAAUAAAGCCAGUUCUCGACAGACUAUCCGAGCUGGGGAAAAUGGUCAAGAAAAAUCCGUUCCUUAGCAUGCCACAAGUCGCUGAGCGCACCCAGCCAUCUCCCGACCGUUGUCUCAUAAUCAUGAACUCAGCUGAAUCGGGAAUAGCAACCCUCGCGGAAAGAAUACUGAUGACCACACACUGCUUGAGCGGUCGAUCUCGUUGCUAUUUGAUGAAGGCGAACAAAGGAUCAAUAUUGUACCUGCCUUCCGUCUUGGUAAAAAACAAGAAGAUACCUCCAUGACUCGCCCCCUUAAAAUCGUUUGCGAAGGACCUCGCGUCUCAAAGAUGAAAUAUGUGCCUGUGGAUUUUGAUAUUGAUGACUUUUUGUCACGCAUCCAGGGCAAUAAACCACCGUUCAUUUGCCCGGCUGAAACCUGCCACAAGAUUCACAAAUCAUACUCUCAUAUGCAGAAGCACAUGCUGAUACACCGACCUCCGGCACCCAUCGACAUACCAGCGAAGCCUGCUGAUCUUGUGAGAGCUACUGAAGUGCGUGGGUUUCCGACACAGUUGAUGCAGUGCUUCGAAGAGGAUCUAGCACAGGCUCAUUUAAACAAGACAACCACAUCUAUGCUUAACUCGGACCCUCGAUGGUCAGUCGUAUUUGGACCAUCAUCAGUGACUGAAGGGCAAACUUAUCGUUGCAACAUUUUUGUAUCACUUACUUUUCGUGUUGAGGAUCGAUCCAUUGUUAACUCACACACAGUUUGUUCCACCACCGCUUACCCUUUGAGACUGACGGACACUCCAACUCGAUCUAUUGGUCGCAUACAAAACAAAAUGCGGACUGGUGUUACUAGGGCUUCUGAUGACCGAGACCAAUCAUUUGUUUCGGAAAAUUUAGUUACUCGAGUCAACGAACCUACGGCUACCAAUCAGAGCUGUCCUGAAGGAACUAUUGAAACUAAGCCUAAUCCGCCAGUGCCUGUAUUUGAAGUUGAUCCAGAUUUUUCCUUCAAAAAGCCUUUGCCUGUAAAAGAAAGUCACGGAUUUAUUCGCUUUAUCGAAAAGUCCUCAGAUGAACUGGAUGAGGUGGUUGAAUAUGACUUGGAUGAAGAGGAUCUUUUCUGGUUAGAUCGUAUCAACAAAAGAAGAAAGCAGGAGUCCUUACCUCCUGUUCGCGAAGAAACUUUGGAAUGGGUCAUAGACCGCUUUGAAAAAGAGGCGAAAUUUCGGCUCAUCUCUUCCUCCAACCAUUCCACUCAGGAUCCAUACUCUGCACCUAGUACAGGUCAUUCCGGAAUUGACGAAGACGCUGUUUGCGCUGUUUGCCAGGAUGGAACUUGUGAGAACACCAAUGUGAUUCUUUUUUGUGACGUCUGUAAUCUAGCGGUACAUCAGGAAUGCUACGGUGUGCCUUAUGUCCCCGAAGGCCCUUGGCUCUGUCGUAAGUGUUUACAUUCCCCCAGCGAGCCAGUUUCUUGCGUUCUUUGUCCUAACCGUGGUGGAGCCUUCAAGAAGACUGCCGACGAUCGUUGGGCUCAUGUUAUUUGCGGUCUCUGGGUUCCUGAAGUAAUGUUCGCCAAUUUGACAUUUUUGGAACCCUUGGAAGGGAUUGAUGACAUUGCUCCCGCCAGAUGGCGACUUCAGUGUUUCAUCUGCAAGCAGCGUAACGUUGGUGCAUGCAUCCAGUGUCACAAAUCCAGUUGUUAUCGUGCUUUUCACGUGACAUGCGCUCAACACGCUGGUCUGUACAUGAAGAUAGAGCAUACGGAUGACCCGGGUGAUGCAGGAAUACGAAAGAACGCGUUCUGCGACCAGCAUUGUCCUCCCAAUCAUUUUACGGGCUCCAACACGGGCAUGUACGCAAACUCCGAUUCAGAGAGCCCUCAGUCAGCGGAACAAGUUGCCCGCAUACAACUGAGGAAAGCCCGAAAGGUGCUGGCCGAACGCCGUAAUUCCAAGCCCUCUAUCUGCGUUCCCAUAGUGCCUCAAGCGAAGACUGAGAUGAUGGCGGCUAAACUGACCGAUGUAUCCGGUGAUGUGAUGAACUUCCUUCGCCAAGCUUAUUCAUUUUGGAAGCUUAAGCGCGAACUUCGGCGGGGAGUUCCUUUGUUGAAGCGUCUCCAGGCCAGCUCUGUGCAUCGAAGCGCAGCAAGCUUUGCUGCCGCAGCUUCCAGUGGCGAUGCAGAGGCACAACGAAUGCGCUCCAAACUUCAAUUUUGGCAAAGGUUACGGCAAAAUUUAGAGAAGGCUCGUCUUCUCUCGGAGCUAACAAGAAAGCGGGAACGUGUGAAGCGAGAAAUCUUUCGGACGUUAGAGCUGGAAAUGGGACUUCAAUUAAACUUGCUGGAUACGUUUCUGCUGCGCCUGUUGGACCAGCUCCUGGCGUUAGACAAGCAUCAGUUUUUCGCCGAACCUGUCGGUUCUGAUCUGGCUCCCGACUAUUACCUGAUUAUCAAGAAUCCUAUGGACUUUUCGACAAUGCGGAAGAAAAUUGAGGACGCGCAGUACUCCACCAUUUCCGAAUUCCAGUCUGAUUAUCAUCUAAUGCUCAAUAACUGUUUCCGUUACAACCGACGCGAUAGUAUCUACUACACGGCCGCUACUCGAAUGCUGGAACAGGGCAAACAAAUAUUUGAGGAUGCAUUUUCCAUCGCCGAACGGAUUGGACUUUCAAAACGCACUGGUCUGACUCCUUCCGUCACACCACUCGCAAAGGAGGAGCCACCAAGCGAAGAUCCCUCCAAGCUGAAGGAGAAUGGCGUAUACAUCUCCGUGUCCUCCGAUCACACUGUCACAAAUGAAGGUUCCCGUGUUGUUCGUCCACAUGAGCAACGGACGGUCUCUUCAAAGUCACAUAGUCCUCCGAAAGAGUUUUCCAAUGGCUUGCCUGAUAUUUCCGUCUCAUCUAGUACUCGAAGUAGACUUCGCAACUCCGCUUUCGCUUCGGCGAAUCAUGUGAAGAUGGAUGGACCUAAGCUUAAUGGCUACCUGAAUCCUAUUGAACUCCCAGUCAGGCGACGCCGAAAACGACGACCUUCCCCUGACUCGAUGUUGUGCACAACCACAACCGACGGCCGCAAGAAAAUGAGACAAGAUCGAAUUAACUUCACUCCCACCUCACGUGGCGACGACAACCUUUGUUGGCACUCCGAAUCUCCAGUCACUACCGGAUUGUUCAGCUCAAAUAUCCCAUCACACCCUGCAGCUAACCUUAUGAUGAAAACGCUCCAGUGGUCAAAUGUCGACUCUUUCGCGGAAGCAGCCAAUCCGUUGCUUCGACACAUGGACAGCAGACACGGGAAGAAUGACGCGACCGACAUGAAUGGUGUGACCAGAAAUGGACCCGCCUUUACACACUAUCGUCACUCUCCCGUGGUACGUUAUGAAGAGGAGGAGGAAGAGGAGGAUAGCAGCGACGAGGAGAGUAGUGACGAUGGCAACAACCAGAUCGGUACGGCGAAUGGCACUCGACAGAAUGCUGAUAUCAAACGUGCCCAUCUUCGCACCCGAUCGGAGACAAGCCCAUUGGUAUCAACCACUGUGGUGGUCGGGAACAGCCGAAUGGCAUGCGUCUCCUCACGUAGGCGUCCGCAAGGUUCCAGUGGACGUGCUGUCAAAAAUCUAUGUACCAAGUCAGUAAUCGCUGCUCGCAAGGCUAGCAAUGCUCGCCGAAAUAGACACAGUCGAGCUGACCGGAAACGGCCUCCAUUAUCCAGCCCAAUAUCAAAGCCCAGCGACCCGUCUCGAUCACACACCACUACUUGGACUGACGCGGCAAGUCGCACGCCAAUCAGUGAACCCACCAAUGACACCCUGACAGUGCGAGUACCUCAUGUGGAAGAGGUCCCAAAAUCACCGCAGCUCCGUGAGGCUGCCAGCUCUUCCUUAACCAAUGACCUAAGUGAUGGAUGCUCCCAUGUUGAAUCCCCUGGCCCCCUGUCCACAAGCACUAGUAUAGAACCUCAAGAAUUCUUCCAUCAAUCCUCAGACGCACAUUCCGCACCAGGCAGCCCAUGCUCCCGAAUGCGUUUUGCCGGAUCCGGGUCAUUCGAUGCAGUGAUGGAACGCCCGCUUAAUCCACUGGAUGUUGUGUGGGCAAAAUGCCGUGGAUCCCCUUGGUAUCCUGGUCUGAUAGUGGACGCAGCGGCAACUGAAGGAUACUCCCACAACGGCGUCCCAGUCCCGCUGCCGCCGGACUCUGUGCUCAAGUGGGGUAAACAGAUCAUCUCUGAUGGUAACACAAGUGACCAGCACAGGCCAGAGGUGUUGGUGCUGUUUUUCGACACGAAGCGCACGUGGCAGUGGUUACCCAGGUACAAGCUGCACAUUCUUGGCUUCUCAGCUGAUGUGGACCGAGAACGAUUGCGGGAAGGUCGUCGAAGUAAAAUGAAAAAUUCCGUUACCAAAGCUUAUCGUCGUGCUGUAGAACAUCUGUGUAAAGUUCAUGGUCGACCGUAUCCCUAUUCGGACAACAGCAAAUUCGGCGAAUUGCCUAUUUUCACCAUCUGAGAAUCUCUUCCACCAGCCAUUUGUACAUUUAUCUGCUCAAUAGACACAUCCCUCUUUAAGAAA
Messenger RNA from Dicrocoelium dendriticum, 4687 nucleotides. The record is from the annotation of a GenBank genome assembly. NCBI's taxonomy places the organism in Eukaryota, Metazoa, Platyhelminthes, Trematoda, Plagiorchiida, Dicrocoeliidae.